AUGAAGUCAACGUGGCGUCGGUGGGAUCGAAGCCAAUGGAAUAUUACCCACAAAUUAUUUGAACAAGCCAAUGUGUAUCAUGUUGAUCUUGAUAGAGAGGUCCCUGUUCACGCCAAGGACGACAAAGUGCCGUAUGUAUCCGACUUAUCCAUGCAUCUAUGGAUUAUUCUCCAUGCCGGUAUCCCACUUCUACUGCACCAACUUUAUAUACACGUUUGUGGCCAAAAUUUUGGUCAAAUUGUCGCUUUCAUCUUCUAUUAUUACGCGUCGAGAAUCUUCACAACCCGUGAGUUACGAAAUCUUCGCGAACUUGGACACCAGUACGGAUUCCUAGACGGCGAUAAACAUGAACGAGAUGGUGUGCCAGAUGCAGGCGUUUCGAAGGCCCUUACUUCCGUGAUGUUAGCCGGGUUGGUGCGUCCGAUGAUGACAGUUUACCUCACAUAUUCUACAAGUCAUGCACCUAUGGAUUUGAAUUGGCGGUGGCUUCCGUUGGAAGCUGGCUUAUAUGGAAUCAUACUCGACUUUUGGUUCUACUGGUACCAUAGAAUCAUGCAUGAUCACGACUCGUUUUGGAAGUAUCACCGCACCCAUCAUUUGACAAAGCACCCGAACCCGCUGCUUACAAUUUAUGCGGAUUCUGAGCAAGAGUUCUUCGAUAUUGCGGGAAUUCCACUGAUGACAUUCUAUACAAUGAAGUUUAUGGGCUUUCCUAUGGGCUUCUAUGAGUGGCAUAUUUGCCAACUUUAUGUUGUGUUUGCAGAACUGGCAGGGCAUAGCGGUCUUCGCUUGCACGCUUCGCCUCCUAAUAGCCUGACCUGGCUGAUGAGGCUCUUCAAUGCCGAACUUUUCAUCGAAGAUCAUGACCUUCAUCAUCGUAAAGGAUGGCGGAAGAGUCAUAAUUAUGGAAAGCAAACACGCGUAUGGGACCGCAUCUUCGGUACAUGUAGUGACCGGAUUGAGAGCGUGGACAAUAAUAUCGAUUAUGAUAAUUCCCUUUGGAUGUCACCUUUCUAG
This is a messenger RNA of Penicillium macrosclerotiorum, 1017 nucleotides long. Its product is annotated as sterol desaturase family protein. The record is from RefSeq and is a predicted model, not a curated record. Gene Ontology annotation, molecular function: C-4 methylsterol oxidase activity; iron ion binding. The transcript has a single exon. The coding region runs from base 1 to 1017 and encodes 338 amino acids. Gene Ontology annotation, biological process: ergosterol biosynthetic process. NCBI's taxonomy places the organism in Eukaryota, Fungi, Ascomycota, Eurotiomycetes, Eurotiales, Aspergillaceae.